CUGAAUCGAGUGUCUGAUUUCCUGUUUUGCAGUAAAAAAAAAAAAUACUGUGCUGAAAAAACGAGAUCCCCUGCUCCAGUGCCGGCUGAGACAUGGACGCAUACAAGCUGAUGAAGGAUCUGAGGCUGAACUAUGAGCAGGAAGUUCAUUACCUCCCCAAGGAGGCGGGACUGAGCCUCAUUGAAUCCACAACACAGGAUGACAGUCGAAUCUCGGCUAAGUGCAGAGAUGCCAAAGUGGAGGACCUAUGGAGUCUCACAAGCUUCUUCGGUUAUAGCACGCAGACCUUCGUCCUGGCUGUUAACCUGCUGGACAGAUUCCUGGCCAUGAUGAGGAUCCAGCCAAAGCACCUCUCAUGCGUCAGUCUCAGCUGCCUCCAAAUGGCGGCCAAAGUGACGGAGGAGGAGUGCAACGUGACGCCAAGUGAUGAGCUCAUCCGCAUCGGACAGUGCAGGUUCACUGUGUCCGACCUCAGCCGCAUGGAGAAGAUCGUCUCGGAGAAGCUCAACUUCAAAUCCAAAGCCAUCACUGCCUUAACCUUCCUACACCUGUACCACCAGAUCACUCUUUCACACUGCACAGAAAGGAAAGAGACUCUAAACCUGGAGAAGCUGGAGGCUCAGCUCAAAGCAUGUCUGUGCAGAAUCUCCUUCUCUAAAGCAAAGCCGUCCGUCCUCGCCCUGUCUCUCCUGAGGCAGGAGACCGAAGCGGGCCAGUCUGAGGACAUGUUGGAGAUAGCCUAUCACAUCCAAAGACACCUCAAGAUUGCAGACAGUGAACUGCUGCUAUGGAGUGAACGUGUGGCCCGCUGUCUACUGGACUACGCGUCCCCUGAAUGCAGCAAACCCAACCACAAGAAGCUGCAGUGGAUCGUCUCGCGGCGGACCGCCCAGAACCUGCACAGCUACCGCAGCGUCCCUGAACUGCCCACCAUCCCCGAGGGCUGCUGGGAUGAGAGCGAGAGUGAGGAUUCAUGUGAGGACGUGAUGAGUUCAGGCGAGGAGUCCCUCAGCAGCUCUCCGGGCAGCGACACCGAAGGACCCUACUUCCCCCUGUACCUCCGCCGCCAAAAACACCGCCAACACCUCCACGCCUGAAGCCUCUGCUGCCACCAUGUGCCUCACCACCUCCACCCUCUCACUUCUUUACCUUAAAAAAAAAAAACCCUGUCCUUUUUAAAUUAUUCUUUUAAUUCGCUCUGGUGCUGCUGGUGGGGAAUUGCACAAAACAACCAACAGCUGAGCAGCCCCCCCCCCCGGGACUCUUCCUGGUAGAUUUAGAUUUUUUAGUUUGUAGACGUGUCGGUGCAUGUUGAGAUGUCACAUUCCACGACGACCAUUAGAUAAAAAUUCAGUUGACUUGGCUGCGGCGUCAGGUCUUCACGGUGCAGAGUGGAGUCAGAUAUGAGGAAACUCUCAAGACUCCGAUGUGAGAUCAGAAACGGUUCUUGUUGUCAACAAGAAAAAAAAAAAAGGCUAAAAUGUGAUUAUUUAUCAGAAUGUUUUUGACUGUUAUUAAUCUUAAGACUGUUUUUAGUAAGAGUGAGGAGGAGUUCUUUUCUGAUGCACAGAACACGAGAGCAGCUGUGGUCAUGUAUCGUGGCCUGUUAUUCUUGGUUAAUGACUCCAGUGUGAUCUAGACUUCAUUAGUCUGCACGGGACCUGCAUAAAUUCUAGACUCCAUCAGGUCUUGUGGGGUCUCUUGACCUAUGUUUUUGGUCUUUAAUACCCAGGGAACAUUUCAAAAUGAAACCUUGCUUUUGUUAAGAACACACAUAUUCUGAGAGGGAGAUGCAUCUCUAGAGAUGACUGAUCACAGCUGCUCUCUUCUUUUAAAAAAAGAUUCAUUUGCACAGUUCUCUUUUCAACUCAUUUCAAGUGUUAAAUGGGCAGACUGGAGGUUUGAGUCUGAAGGGAAUCAAAGAUCAAGGCAGCCCUUUCAAAGUGCCUUGCUUAAAGGCAGUGAAGACAGAGCCGAGACCUUUCCCCUCAGAUUCAAACCCUGCUCACACCGCGGGGUGUUCAGAUAUACAAAAUAUUUAACAAGUGUGUGUUUGUGGAUGUGUGUGUGUAUGUAUGACUCUGGUUAUAAAAGUCAAAGUUGCCAACUUUAGGAUGUAGCGUAAAAAAAAAAGAAAAAGUUCUGUUCGGAGAGGAUGUUGUUCUGAAAGAAAUAAUGCUAACUGUGUCAAAAAAAGCUAAAAAAGCUAAAAAUGUUAAUAUAAAAACAUGUAAAACUGUAAAUGAUGUACACAAAAAUCUGUUAAUAGUUCUCUGUAGAUAUUAAGUUAUUUAUUCUGUUUUUGUCACCUGUACUGAAACCAGAAAAUCUGAUAAAAAUAUUGUUUUUUAAAA
Labrus mixtus (cuckoo wrasse) is the source of this 2354-nucleotide messenger RNA. RefSeq names its product cyclin G2 (gene ccng2). Gene Ontology annotation, biological process: regulation of cyclin-dependent protein serine/threonine kinase activity; mitotic cell cycle phase transition. The record is from RefSeq and is a predicted model, not a curated record. Lineage: Eukaryota; Metazoa; Chordata; Actinopteri; Labriformes; Labridae. The transcript is spliced from 7 exons. Gene Ontology annotation, cellular component: nucleus; cyclin-dependent protein kinase holoenzyme complex; cytoplasm. Gene Ontology annotation, molecular function: cyclin-dependent protein serine/threonine kinase regulator activity. The coding region runs from base 93 to 1097 and encodes 334 amino acids.